Molecule: messenger RNA, 867 nt
Organism: Neltuma alba
Lineage: Eukaryota; Viridiplantae; Streptophyta; Magnoliopsida; Fabales; Fabaceae
Product: transcription factor MYB41-like
Exons: 3
Coding region: 1-867 (288 amino acids)
Source: RefSeq, a predicted model, not a curated record
AUGGGGAGGUCACCAUGUUGUGAUAAAGAUGGAGUGAAAAAGGGAGCUUGGACUCCUGAAGAAGAUGAACUCUUAGUUCAGUACAUCAAGAAGCAUGGCUGUGGUAGUUGGCGGACACUACCCAAGAAUGCAGGUCUCCUUCGAUGUGGAAAAAGUUGUCGGCUUCGGUGGAUAAACUAUCUUCGCCCAGACAUCAAGCGUGGCCCUUUUACAAGUGAAGAAGAAGGUAAAAUCAUUCAGCUGCAUGGCAUGCUCGGCAACAGGUGGGCUGCUAUAGCAUCUCAUUUACCUGGGAGAACAGACAAUGAAAUUAAGAACUACUGGAACACACAUCUGAAGAAGCGCUUCCUUCACUCAUCAGGUCAUUCUCUGGAGGCACAAGAGCCCUCUUUUAAAGGUCCUCAUCAUCGGAGUGAUAUGAAGUCUGAAUCUUCUUCUGUACGUCAUGUAAUCCAGUGGGAAAAGGCCAGAGUUGAGGCAGAGAAAAGGCUGUCAAUGGAAUUGGAAUCCUCAUGUGUUAAUCAUUUUUCUAAAUCUAGCACACAUUCUGAUUGCUUUCUUCGACUUUGGCAUUCUGAGGUGGGGCAAUCGUUUCGCAUGAUCACAGAAAAGAAAGCGGAAAGCGAAAGCCCUACCUCGCAAGUAAGCAGUGUCUUUGCCAACAUGGCUCAAGAACAACUAAGCAGCCUCAAUCCAAAGCUUGAAGAUGGCACAGCUGGGUCAGACUCAGGUUCUCAUGACUUUCUUGAUGCCUCUGAUUCUGCAUUAAAGCUCCUGCUAGAUAUACCUGGUGACAAUGUCGGGUUCUUUGAAGGAUUGGAACAGACUGAGAAUUUCCAGGGUCCUCUGCAUGAUAGAUAUGACUAA